AUGGUGGCCAUCUGUAUCGCAUUAUCGCAAUAUAUAUUGGCAUUUGCGGCUGCCAGAGUUCAACGCGAGGCACAAAAUGAGAAUACCGUUACCGGCAUUGUGGUCAUCAGGGACCAGACAUAUCGAGCAACGUGUAACUGCCCAGCAAAUGUCAACUCAUUGGAAAACAUGGUAUAUCUUAGCAGGGGGCUCUGCUACCCUUCAAAGAUAAAAGUAAGGACACAUGGAAAACAUGAUGAUGACGAAUACAAAUUGCUACUCAAUUCAAUGCAAUUCAUUCCACAUGAAGAUUUCAAAAAUGUGGAAAAUAUGCCAUUAUCUGCCAUGGACGGAAGAGUAGAAGGAAAAUCCUUCUAUGCACCAGGAGGAGACCUAGGAAUAUUCACCAUAGCAAUGAUUAACAUGUAUGAGGGAGAUGGGAUACCGACACAAACAACGGUCACUAAUACACUUCGACAAUUUGUGCGACAAAUGCCAGAAGGACGGCAGUUCAGACAUGCAACUGACGAAAAUGCAAUCGAAAAUAUCAGAAAAGCACUCAACUGGGAGGUCGUAGAUCUCACUAACAUUGAUACACAAUAUCAGAGCAAGGUUAAAGAUGUAACAGCAGCUGGAGCAUUGGGGGACCCGUUUUUUGCGUUCAUGCUUCACAAAUUCCACAGCGAUCCCGUAAAAAAAAAGAUCAUUGUAGCAUGUGUACACGCAUUCCUGGAAAUACUAUGGGAUAAAACUGAUCUUUUAUGGGAACAGAUAGUACUACAGCUACUCAAGGGAGAACCCAAACCACGUGCACUGGUGGAGGUGUCCGUUGCAAAAGGAUGCGAAAUAGCACGGAUGGCGCCACAGGUUAUAACAAAUAUAACUGACAACCAGUUCCUUAUAUAUACAGAGUUCGCCACCAACUAUCGUAAAAAGGAAAUAGCUGCCUUCCUGUACAAUAGACAGGACCCGAAAAAACACACGAUGCCCCUUGAUGAAGUCAUACAACACUUGGAUAAACUCACACACGCUCUAACAGAAGAAUUCGGUACGUAA
Messenger RNA from Babesia sp. Xinjiang, 1035 nucleotides. RefSeq lists its product as uncharacterized. The coding region runs from base 1 to 1035 and encodes 344 amino acids. NCBI's taxonomy places the organism in Eukaryota, Apicomplexa, Aconoidasida, Piroplasmida, Babesiidae. The record is from RefSeq and is a predicted model, not a curated record. The transcript is spliced from 8 exons.